CUAAACCUGCAAUAUAUGUACACGGAUGUAAUCCAGUAUUUAUAUGCGCAUUAUGUGUGUAUUAUUUGGGGAAGUGAGACAUGAUGAGGACGUCUGACCUUUAAGCAGCUUGGUCUCGAUGUUGUCCCUCACGAGCUUCCAUGGGACACCAGCAGGCAGGCGUGAUGCGUGCUCCUCUGCGGUGGGUGCUGUGGGACGUGAAAGACACCCUGCUAAGGGUACGUUCCUCGGUCGGUGAGCAGUACUGCGACGAGGCCAAACGAAUGGGCCUGAGCCUCAGGCCUGCCGAAGUGGGCGCCGCUUUUCGCCGGGCGUAUGGACAUCAUUGCAGCCGAUUCCCUAACUACGGCAUCGCUCAGGGAAUGGACGGACAGUCGUGGUGGACGGCGGUGGUGAAGGCCACCUUCUCUCAGUGCGGCGUGCGUGACCCGGACCUGCUCAGUACAAUGGCCCUCAACCUCUACCAGAACUUUAGCAAUGCAGCGAACUGGGAGGUUUUUCCAGACUCAAAGUCAGCUCUAGUGAGCUGCUCCUCACUAGGACUGCAACUGGGAGUGGUUUCCAACUUUGACAACCGCCUGGAAGCCAUCUUACGCAGUUGCGGGUUGCUUUCUCACUUCAACUUUCUGGUGACGUCAGAGGCAGCAGGUGUCGAGAAGCCCCAUGCGGCCAUCUUUGAUCAGGCCAUGCAGAAGUGCGGCGUGCCCCCAACCAGCAUAGUUCACGUCGGGGACCAUUACGUGAAUGAUUACCUGGCUUCUCGCUCGGCCGGAAUCCACGGCUUCCUCUUAGACCGAACAAAUAACUCAGACCGACAUCAUGUUCCAAAAGAGCAUCGGUUCUCAUCGUUGGAUGAGCUGCCAGCACGACUUAAACAAAUGGAUGAAUGCUCCUGAUUAUUUUUUUUAUUAUCUAGUAUGUCAACAUCACAGAACUGUCCUUUGACAGUGAUUCUCGCGAAAUAUAGUUCAUCUAAUUAAAUGAUUUUUUGCAUCCUUAAUACUUGAAAAGCUGCGGAGAACAGUGCCAUAGUGUGAGUUGCCCAGUUUGAGUCAUAUUGGUGCCCCCUGUAGUGUGGGUCUAAACCACUAGUCUAGUAUUGACAUCUUUGGUCCACCGUAAUCGGCAAUUCAAAAGUGGGCCAUAAUAAGCACUUGGGUUCAUUUCAUUUGUCAAAAAAAAAAAAGAUAUAUGUAAUUAUGAAAUGGGAGACACACAGUAUAAUGUUGAAUUUUAGUUUAAAUUGUAAUAGUUUAAUUAAUAUGCAUCCCUAGUUAUACAGCACAGGGCAUAGGAUAUUUUCACUAAUCAAUUUUCUGGAGUUCCUUUCCUCAUUAGGGUUGUGGUUGAGCUGCAGCUCCAGACAAACAACCAUUCACACUCACGUUUACACCCGUGGACAAUUGAAAGUCUUUCAUAAACCUAACAUGCAUGUUUUGUUUUUUUUUAUGUGGGAGAAAGCUGCAGGCAGGAAACCCAUGUAACUAAGGGUGAAUACAUUAGCAUAAUUGCAUCAUUAACUUAGUCACGUCAUUAAAACUACCAAUAAAAAUAUUAAUGGUG
Molecule: messenger RNA, 1563 nt
Organism: Phyllopteryx taeniolatus (common seadragon)
Lineage: Eukaryota; Metazoa; Chordata; Actinopteri; Syngnathiformes; Syngnathidae
Gene: hdhd3
Product: haloacid dehalogenase-like hydrolase domain containing 3
Exons: 3
Coding region: 141-896 (251 amino acids)
Source: RefSeq, a predicted model, not a curated record